CACAGUUCGUGAAAUUCACUUGAAGGACGACACCUCAUAAUAAAUACAUGUCAACAAUCAACAAAUUCGAGACAAACCCAUCUUACUUAGCUGGAAAAAGAGAUCAAGAAACAAAAUUUUUACUUCAUUAAGGCUUUUAAUUGGACUUCAUUGUUGCCAUUUAUGGAAUUGUCCGAUUUCUAAGUAGUAGUCGAUUCGAUCGACGGAUGGGAUUCCGUGCGUCGCUUUUGGUGUUUACGGCGUUUCUCCCUUUAAUUCUGGGGGAAAUAUACGAAGAGGCAAGGCUUGUUGUUGACACAAGUAAAACAGUUGCCGAAACGGAUGCUAAUUACAUUUGUGCCACCAUUGACUGGUGGCCUCAAGAUAAGUGUAAUUACGAUACAUGCCCCUGGGGUUCUUCAUCUGCCGUUAAUCUGGAUCUAUCGCACCCGUUUCUAGGCAAUGCUAUUCAAGCUUUCAAGAAUCUGAGAGUUCGAGUAGGUGGUUCGUUGCAAGACCAAGUAAUGUACGGUGUGGGAAAUUCAUCGUCACCUUGCCACCCGUUUAAAAAGGAAAAGGGUGGCUUGUUUGGAUUUUCAAAGGGAUGUUUGCAUAUGGAUAGGUGGGAUCAGCUCCAUAGCUUUUUCACGAAAACAGGAGUGAUAUUAACAUUUGGACUGAAUGCUCUUCACGGAAGGCACCAUAUCGAAAGAGGUGUUUGGGGAGGAGAUUGGGAUCGCCAUAAUGCUUACGAUUUCAUCAACUACACUUUAUCAAAGGGAUACCACGUCGACUCCUGGGAAUUUGGUAAUGAAUUAUCGGGCAAGGGAGUUGGUGCUAGCGUUGGUCCCGAACAAUAUGGAAAAGAUACAAUACGUCUGAAUACAAUGAUUGAUGAAUUGUACUCAAAAUCGAAUAAUAUGAAGCAGCCAAUUAGACCCAGUCUCGUGGCGCCUGGAGGGUUUUACGACAAGGUUUGGUUUGAUAAGCUGCUUCAAUCGUCGGGCCCACGUGUACUCAAUGUUAUGUCGCAUCACAUGUACAGUCUCGGUCCAGGAAAUGACGGCAAUAUAAUAAAGAAAAUAUUGAAUCCGGAUCACUUGAAUAAGGCAUCGUUCGUAUUCGGCAAUCUUUCUUCAACCAUUCAAGAAAACGGGCCUUGGGCUUCUGCGUGGGUCGGUGAAUCUGGAGGAGCCUACAACAGUGGGGCUAGGGACAUAUCGAACACAUUCGUUAACACCUUUUGGUAUCUUGAUCAACUUGGAAUGGCAGCUAAGUACAAUACCAAAGUAUAUUGCAGGCAGUCGUUGAUUGGUGGAUUCUAUGGCCUCCUAAACAAGACUACAUACAUUCCCAACCCUGAUUAUUACAGUGCACUUCUCUGGAAUCGACUUAUGGGAAAAGGAGUACUCGAUGUUAACAUCACAGCAUCACAAUAUUUGCGCUCGUACGCACAUUGUGCAAAACAGAGAGUUGGCGUAACCGUAGUUGUGAUAAAUUUAAGCAAUCAAACAAUGUACAAUGUUGACGUUCAAUCCAGUAACUAUGCCAAAUUACCCUCGAAAAAUCAAACGGGCACCAAUAAUAAGAGAUCUUUCAUUCAUGGACUUAAGGAAUCAGUGUCGUGGAUCGGAAACAAAGCUUCGGAUGAGAAAGUAUACAGAGAAGAGUAUCACUUAACUCCCGAGGGCGGCAAUCUUCAAAGCAAAAUCAUGUUCUUGAAUGGAAAGCCGUUGCAGCUAACUGAAUUGGGAGAUAUUCCAAGUUUGCUUCCAGCCGUUAACGAGGUUAACUCUCCGUUAAGUGUUUCUCCUUAUUCCGUCAAAUUUGUAGUAUAUCCCAACUUCAUUAAUCAGGGCUGUAUAUAAACUUUGUAUAGUCAUAAGCUAAGCUGUAAAAAUACAUAGAAUGCUGAUUUUAUUUAUUUAUUUAUUUGUUCUACAGUAUGUGUUUUUGUGUAUCAUAAGAAAUCGAUUUUCAGGAAACGAGAAUAAUGCGAAUACCACAUCAUGGAUGAUAUGU
Molecule: messenger RNA, 2001 nt
Organism: Erythranthe guttata (spotted monkey flower)
Lineage: Eukaryota; Viridiplantae; Streptophyta; Magnoliopsida; Lamiales; Phrymaceae
Product: heparanase-like protein 2
Cellular component (GO): plant-type cell wall; membrane
Molecular function (GO): beta-glucuronidase activity
Source: RefSeq, a predicted model, not a curated record